Messenger RNA from Macrosiphum euphorbiae (potato aphid), 486 nucleotides. The record is from the annotation of a GenBank genome assembly. NCBI's taxonomy places the organism in Eukaryota, Metazoa, Arthropoda, Insecta, Hemiptera, Aphididae.
AUGCUUGCAAAAGAAUUUUAUACUAUAAUUCAAAACGAAGAAUCGGCUACUAAUUUUUUAAUUUCUAAAAAACUUUUAGUAAAUGUAGAAAAUGUAUUGUGCGAUAAGUGUAGUAGUGAAAUGAAAUAUUACAUAAAAAAAGAACGCGGAAAAGAAAGAAAAUUGUUGAGGUGUAAAAGGAAAGGGUGUCAAACCACUCAAAGUAUAAGAAAGAACAAUAGUUUUUGGACAUACUUGGAUAAAAAUGGGCGUAAUAAUAGUGGAUUAAGUAUUGGAGCACAACUAGAAUUAGUUUAUUAUUGGUGUCAAGAUUUAAAGCAGUCCACAAUUAUAACUUUAACCGGUAGAUCAGCUCAUACAGUGUGUGACUGGAUGAACUUGUGUCGUGAUGUACCCGUCAGAAUAUUUGAAAACCGCAAUAAAUUAGGAGGACCCGGAAUAGUUAUCCAAGUAGACGAGUGUUUGUUACGAGGAUCAAGGAAAUAA